This is a messenger RNA of Leishmania braziliensis MHOM/BR/75/M2904, 642 nucleotides long. RefSeq lists its product as hypothetical. Bases 1 to 642 code for a protein of 213 amino acids. NCBI's taxonomy places the organism in Eukaryota, Euglenozoa, Kinetoplastea, Trypanosomatida, Trypanosomatidae. The record is from RefSeq and is a predicted model, not a curated record. The transcript has a single exon.
AUGGAGAGGCUGUCAGGAAAGAAAGAGGCGCACGAGGACCCAACACGUGUUGUGGCGCCUCCGUCUGCACCUCUUCCUGAUUUGGUGGCGCAAAGCGCGGAUGACGAUAGAGAUGUUGACCCCAUUGAGAUCGCUGACGUUGACAUGACGGAACCUUUCCUCACAGAACCGCACAGCUGUGACGUGCCUGCGGGGGCAGCGGGCGUCUUGAGGAGCGGGGAGGAGAUGCCCCCAUGCUUGUCAGCGCCGUACAUGGAGGCGCUGCUGAACACAGACCCCCGGAUUUCCUUUCUUGCGCUGCACAUUGGGGCCCUUCACGCCAUCGAGGCGCGGGAGGAGAUGAACUGCCUCCAUUACGACUACCUCCCCUGGUGUGUCCCUUCCACCGAGUUCAUGGAGCAUCCGCCGAGUGGAGGCGCGCCCUUCUUCACAGUCCCGUUGAUGCACCCGUCGGUGCGCACUCGACUGCCACUCGAGCGUGGCGAUUGCGAGGUGGAUGAGUUGCUCUCACACCCCACCAGAGAAGCACUAACUGCGGCCAUCGGGGCUGACAUGCUUGAGCAUCUUCGCUUCAGUCGCAACGUUGCUGUGAUGCGACGACGGCGCUCCAAGCGGGCGGCAGCGGCAGGCGGCAAGGGUUAA